Molecule: messenger RNA, 7972 nt
Organism: Sceloporus undulatus (fence lizard)
Lineage: Eukaryota; Metazoa; Chordata; Lepidosauria; Squamata; Phrynosomatidae
Gene: GLI2
Product: GLI family zinc finger 2
Exons: 14
Coding region: 343-4929 (1528 amino acids)
Biological process (GO): smoothened signaling pathway; regulation of transcription by RNA polymerase II
Cellular component (GO): nucleus
Molecular function (GO): DNA-binding transcription factor activity, RNA polymerase II-specific; RNA polymerase II cis-regulatory region sequence-specific DNA binding
Source: RefSeq, a predicted model, not a curated record
CUCCUUCCCUCCUUUUCUUGGGGAAACUUUCUCCCUCCCUCGUCCCGCCUGGGAAGGAAGGGAGGGAGGAUGGAGGGGGGCCGGAGGAGAGCGGAGCCCGGGCAGAGGCAGCAGCAGCAGCGGGGUCCUCCUUCUUCUUGAGCUCGGCCCCUUCUCUCCUUCCCGGACGGUCCUCCUCCAGGCCCCGGGGAACUAGAGCGCCCCCCCCAAGGACGGCAGAACUUGGUCUCCCGAGGGGAGGAUGGCGAGGGGGCUCCCCAGCCCUGCUUCGGGGACCGAACAACCGCUGGCUGGGUGAAAACUUCUCUUCGGGACCAGGAAACUGGAAUAUGCAAGCCUAAGAUGGAAACAUCCACCUCAACAACAGCUGGGAAAAAAGAAGGAAAAACUGCCCUUCUGGAGGCAGGCAAUGGCUUUAAUGAAAUUGGGAAGAAAACCAUUCCAUUAACUUCAGCCGCAGCAACAGCAGUGGUGACCCAAGGAGUUCCACAGCAUAUUUUUCCAGCAUUCCAUUCUCCUUUGCCAAUUGACAUGCGCCACCAGGAAGGACGAUACCAUUAUGAACCUCACUCCAUCCAUGCUAUACAUGGUCCUACUCUGAGUGGCAGUCCUGUUAUCUCCGACAUCUCCCUCAUCCGUCUUUCCCCACAUCCUGCUGGACCCGCAGAGUCACCUUUCAGCCACCCACACCCAUACAUGAACCCACAUAUGGAACACUACCUCCGAUCCAUGCACAGCAGCCCUACGCUCUCUAUGAUCUCAGCUGCCAGAGGUCUCAGCCCAGCUGAUGUAGCUCAUGAGCAUCUGAAAGAGAGAGGUCUCUUUGGCCUGCCCCCUCCUCCUCCAGGAGCCAACCCUACGGAUUACUAUCACCAGAUGACACUCAUGACCAGCCAUCCAAACCCUUAUGGGGACCUCCUCAUGCAGACUGGGGGAGCAGCCAGUGCACCGCACCUUCAUGAUUACCUCAGCCCUGUCGAUGUAUCAAGAUUCUCCAGCCCAAGAGUGACUCCAAGAUUAAGCCGGAAGCGAGCGCUUUCUAUAUCUCCCCUUUCUGAUGCCAGCAUUGACCUCCAGACAAUGAUUCGAACCUCACCAAAUUCCUUGGUAGCUUAUAUAAAUAACUCCAGAAGCAGUUCUGCAGCUAGUGGUUCUUAUGGACAUUUAUCUGCUGGAGCAAUAAGUCCUGCAUUCACCUUUCCUCAUCCAAUCAACCCAGUUGCCUACCAACAGAUUCUGAAUCAGCAAAGAGGCCUGAGCUCAGCAUUUGGGCAUACACCUCCCUUCAUCCAGCCAUCUCCAACGUUCCCUUCCCGGCAGCAUGUGGCCGUCAUCUCUGUCAAUUCCAGUCCUGCUCAGAUCAGCAACAGCAGCAAUUGCAUAGCUGAUUCAAAUCAGAGCAAGCAGAGCAGUGAGUCAGCUGUUAGCAGUACUGUCAAUCCAGUAAUUAAUAAACGCAGUAAAGUCAAGACUGAAAUGGAGACUCUACCACCAGCUUCCCCACCUACUCAGGAACAUCUGACGGACUUGAAAGAGGAGCUGGAUAAAGAUGAAUGCAAGCAAGAGCCGGAAGUUAUUUAUGAGACCAACUGUCACUGGGAAGGGUGUACAAAGGAGUAUGAUACACAGGAGCAGCUCGUCCAUCACAUCAACAAUGACCAUAUUCAUGGGGAAAAGAAGGAGUUUGUCUGCCGCUGGCAAGAGUGUACCCGGGAGCAGAAACCAUUCAAAGCACAGUACAUGCUAGUGGUACAUAUGCGGAGGCACACUGGAGAAAAGCCACACAAAUGCACGUUUGAAGGUUGCUCCAAAGCCUAUUCACGGCUAGAAAACUUAAAGACACACCUGAGGUCUCAUACUGGAGAAAAACCUUAUGUCUGUGAACAUGAAGGCUGCAAUAAAGCUUUUUCCAAUGCUUCUGACCGAGCAAAACACCAGAACAGGACACAUUCCAACGAGAAACCCUACAUCUGUAAAAUUCCCGGCUGCACAAAGAGAUAUACAGACCCCAGUUCCCUCAGGAAACACGUGAAGACUGUGCACGGGCCUGAAGCUCACGUCACCAAGAAGCAACGCAAUGAUGUUCACUUGAGACCACCUGCUCUUAAGGAAAACAGUGACAAUGAAGCAAGUGCCAAGCAAAGCAGCAAGGGUGCUGAAGAGCAUGUUGAGGCAAACAGCACCGCCAGAGGCACGGAAGACUGUUUACAAGUCAAAACUAUCAAGACAGAGAAUUCUGUGAUGUAUCAGUCCAGUCCUGGUGGCCAGUCAUCAUGUAGCAGUGAACCAUCACCACUUGGGAGCACCAACAACAAUGACAGUGGAGUAGAAAUGAACAUGCACAGCGGGGGAAGUCUGGGGGACCUGACCACAUUGGAGGAUGGCACUCCUGUUGUAGACUCGACGGUCACAACUGGCAACUCGACUGUCAGCCUUCAGCUGAGGAAGCACGUGACAACAAUGCAGCGCCUUGAGCAGCUCAAGAAAGAGAAACUCAGGACAGUGAAGGAUUCUUGCUCGUGGGUGAAUCCAGCCCCACAAGUCAGGAACACCAAGCUGCCUCCCAUCCCAGGCAAUGGCUGUCUAUUGGACAACAUGGGUGGUGCCUCUACAGCAUUACCUAAUCAGAGGUUAACAGAGCUGUCCAUCAGUGAAGUUACAAUGUUGAACCAAUUAGCUGAACGCCGUGACAGUUCAACCAGCACCAUCAGCUCUGCCUACACUGUCAGUCGCAGGUCAUCAGGGAUAUCUCCGUACUUCUCCAGCCGCCGUUCCAGUGAAGCUUCCCCAUUUGGACACCGUCCUAAUAACACAAGCUCUGCUGAUUCCUAUGACCCCAUUUCCACAGACGCCUCUCGCAGGUCGAGCAAUGCUAGCCAGUGUAGUGGCAUCCCAAGUCUUCUGAACCUGACACCUGCUCAGCAGUACAGGCUGAAAGCUAAGUAUGCUGCUGCCACAGGUGGCCCUCCACCAACCCCACUGCCUAACAUGGACAGAAUGAGUCUAAGGAAUAAGAUCUCCCUCCUGGAUGGGGCAGAACCUGCUUUGCCUUCCUUUUGCCUCCCCCCUGGGCCGCGGCGUUGUAGUGACAGUAAUGCUUAUGGGUAUGGAGCAUCACCUGCCUUUGCUCAUGAGGUUCCAGGCAACUGUGCCAGGCGUGCAAGUGAUCCAGUGAGGAGACCUACUGGAGAUCCAGCUUCCCUCCCCAGAAUCCAUCGUUUUAACAGCACCAGCAACAUGAAUCAUCUUCAUCUUCCUGCAGACAGAAGAAACUUCAACCUGCCAAAUGUUACACGUGCAGACGGAAACCUUGCUAGACACAUGUAUUCCCCACGGCCUCCAAGCAUUAGCGAAAACAUUGCCAUGGAAGCAAUGCCUGGUGAGACAGAUGGUUCUGUAGGAGAUGAUGAUAUUGUGCUACCUGAUGACGUAGUACAAUAUAUUCAAUCCCAAAACAAUGCAAUGACUUCAGAGAACUCUUCCUCAGGAUAUGGAAAUGAGAUGCAGAACUUCCAAGCCAAUGUAAAAGCACAACAAAACCACAUGCUGAGCCAACGCAGGAUGGCUGUUCCUGAUGUAAGCAUGAAUCAUACAACACCAGUUGUGAGUGGGUGCCAAAUAAACUUUGGGACUAACUCUGAUUUGAGUAAAAACAAUAUGCCAGUCCAGUGGAAUGAAGUCAGCUCGGGUACUGUUGAUAUAUCUUCUGCUCAGAUGAAGCAACAGUUCCCUCAACGUAACCUAGCAGUAGUCCACCAGAAGCAGAACUUUGGGCAGUUUCAAAACUUCAACCAACAGCAGAUGCAAAUGGAUCAAAGUAAUAUAAACAUGACCCCACAGCAGUUUGUACAGAAGAAUGCAGGACUGGAUGGACAGAGGUUAAAUUGCAUGCACUUAAGGCAGCAGCAACAGCAGGUGAAUCCAGGUCCUAGUAACAAUACAGAUUUACAUGCACGUGAAAUGUACAAUCAAGUUCAUCAAAUGCUGAGCCCAAAUGCCAUGGGUGGUGAACUCAACCAGCUCUCUCCUUCCUGUAAUAACAUGAUAGUGAAGCCUGCUUCUCAUGUUCAUCCCCAACAGAUAGAUGCUAUGGCUGAUUCAGUUGCAAUGGUUAACAGUAGCAGAGAAUGCAUAAUGCACAACCAGGCACUGCAGGAACCAGGGCAUCAGCCAAGCCACAUGAACUUCUCCAUGACACAGGAGGCCUUCCAUCAACCUUCCUCAUUAAUGACCUCAAGUCAACCACAUUUGGAGCCACAACAGGAUAUUAUUGGAACAGUUGGGCAGAGUUUUACUUCUGGUGUGAUACAGCCUCAUCCUCCACCUAAUCCCAACCCAGCAAACAGGCACCGAGGGUUACGUGCUAUGCAGCAGUUGGGUUACAUGAGAAUAUCUCAACCAACUAAUGAUAGAUGCCCAGGGCAGGAAAGGCCAAAACCAGCCCCUAAGGUAGCAGCUGUAAUUUCCUCACCACAAUCAGACCAAUGUCACAAUAGUAUGAGGGAAAACCAUUUGAUGCACUAUUAUGGUCAAAUACACAUGUAUGAACAAAACGGGAAUUUUAAUAACCAUGCAGACUGUUCUAUACGGCAGCAACAGCAGUGUUCAUUGAACAUCAAGCCAGCCGCCAUGCCCUCUCCUGGAGCUAAUCAAGUUUCAAGCACUGUGGACUCUCAGGUUCUGGAGCCUCCUCAGAUAGAUUUUGAUGCCAUCAUGGAUGAUGGUGAUCAUUCAAGUCUGAUUUCAGGGACCUUGAGCCCUAGCAUCCUACAGAAUCUCUCCCAGAACUCUUCUCGCCUUACAACUCCCCGGAACUCUCUGACACUGCCAUCUAUACCAGCUGGAAUUAGCAAUAUGGCAAUAGGGGACAUGAGCUCUAUGUUGACGACAUUGGCAGAAGAGAGUAAAUUUCUUAACAUGAUGUCUUAAUACUUAAAGCACAACUGACUAGAAGUACUGAAAAGAUUACAUGCUAAGCAAUUUUAUGAAUGUGCUUUUUUUUUAAAAAAAAAAUGUUUCCAUAGAGUAGACUUUUUUUACAAGUAUUAAAUACAUUAAAGUGAUUCCAAAUGAGGAAGAAGUGUCUUUGUACAAACAUGUAUAAACUAUAUAAAAGAAGCACUGAAGUAAUGCACCGCUAGUAUUAUUUUUGUGCUUGUUUUUUCAAGUGCUGAAAAAUGCCACUGUCAUUCUAGAACAGACCUUUAAAGUGUCCCUGUUCGUAAAAGAUAGGGCACAUUUGCCACCAUGCUUAAAAUCUUCCCACGACUUCUUCCCUUGUUAGUUUUCCAAUAUCUCAUUGUUGCAGAAAUGUUCAACCUCAACCUCUGAGUUUGCCAAAUGUUGAGCACUAGGAAGUUAUGCACAAAAAUAUUGAAAAGCACUCUUUCAAACAAAGCUCUGCCUUGUAAACCACAUGUUUUGCUGUUGCUUUUUGUUUUCCCUUAGUUAUCACUGCAAAAAGUGAAAUGCACUGGUAUCAGUUUGACCAAAGUGCAAAAGCCAUACUGUGUACGCUUAAUGCUUUGCUUUGUGGCCAGAAGUGCUUGUACAUGUGUGCAUACAUGUGUACAUGCAGACACAUGAACACACACAGCAUUGCUUUAUACAGCUAAUAUAGUUCUAUGUACCUUAUAGCUUACCUGAGAAGCAUCAGCUCUUGAACAGCUUUGCAGUGAAGUGCCUUACUGUGCAUUAGUUAUUGAGUCGUCAAGGCAUCUCUUGUCCAUUAACGUCAAAUAAAGUGUAUCGCCAGAAGCAUAUAUAAAAUAAAGGUGCAUUUAUAUCAGGCAUUGCAAUAUUGCUAAAAAGACAUUUGAGAUGGACACAUUGAUGAGGAGGAGAUGUGAAAGAUUAAUGUCCUGGCUGUUUUAUCAGAGGGCAUUUUUAUAAGGUGGUCUAUAUCAUGAAGAAUGAAGUGGAGGUUUGAAAAUGCCAUUAAGUUAAAAAAUACAUUUAGGAGAAGAAAGAUCCCUGCUGUGCAUGACAUUCAUUUGUUCUUUAAAGAAUGUAGAUCACUCAUACUUUCCAUUGAAUUCACAUUGGAGUUGAAAGGGCAAAGAGGAUGGCCACGUCAGAGUCAGUUAAAUAUGAGAUUAAAUAAGUGAUGCUGCAGAAAUUCUGCAAAAAAUGUUAGGGCCCAUAAAACCUCUUGCUCCACAUUGCACAUCCAGGUUUGGAUGUGGGCAGCCCACUCAGGUAUCAACAUGCCUGUAUAAUUUCAAGCACUCGGCAUCAUCCUGUCAUGCAGAGUGACUGGAAGUUUAAAACACUACUUCAGGUACAGUACCUUGGAGAAAGGCAGAGUAUCAGUGAACGAAGCAGAAAGAUGGAUAAUAAAGAUCAGUGAGAUGCAUAUCCAUAUGGGCUCACAAAAAGAAACCAUAUUCUCCUUUGCAAAUCACCUGAUAAUUGUACAAUCUGAUGUGCACAAUUAUUCUUAUUCACAAAAUGAUCAAAUGCCAUGUGUUCAUAAAGAGCUGGUAUUUGUAUAUAUUGCAAUACCAACAGAACUGAGAGAAAGAGACAGAGAUAUACUUCCAAGUUGUGGCAGUUUGGAGCAGGAGAAUGUGGCCUUCAAUGUUUAGCACUGCACAUUUCAACUGGUGGAAGUACUAAUACUGUACAAUUAUAUACUGUACACUUUGGUUGUGGAUUGUGGGAGUUAAAUGUCCAAAACAUCCAGGUUGUGGAAGAUUGCUUUAGGACCUUCAGACUUGGUGGAGAGGGAUACAACGGUUUCUAAUUUUUAACACAUUUAUGUAGCCAAAGUUUAUUUUUCAGUCUUUGUGUCAAUCUGUUGUGUUGCUAAGAACUAUAAGAAUAGGCAAUCAUGAUAUAAUGGCAGGGGUCCCAACUAAAGUUUAUGGGACAUUAUGUCUGUAGGAAGGGGAGCACACAGAAUGGAAUAGCUGCUACCUGCAAGUGAGAGGUGAGACAGGAAAGCUGCAGAAGUAAGACACAGAAACCAGCGCAUGUAAAUAAAGGUGCUCAUAGAUUUUGUUUAACUUGAUCUAGGCCAAAUUAUUGGUGUCCCAUGUCAAAAUACUUCCAUAUCCAGUUGGAAUCAUCUCUAAAUUUAUCUGACAUAGUCCACCAGUGAAACAUUAUGGCACUGGUAAAAAAGAAUCCUCCACCCCCAUCUUGUCACCUUCACAUACUCCACAUACCCCUGGAGAAGAUUUGGGAGUGCAAGGGUGAGAAAGUAAGGUCUUGUUGUAAGGUGGAAGUCUGCUUCUGUGACAUUGGAUGUAGUUCUGUAUUUACAAAUAUAUUUUAGCCAGGUGAGUGGCAUCUGAUGGUUUCCAUUUCAGUAGGAUUGUGAACUCACUCUGGACUUUAGCCUGAACUUUAAAGGAACUACGUAUCUAAGAUCCCAGAAGGUGUUCAGCACCCUGGAUAGCUCCUUUAGGUGGCCUGAAAGCAGCUUCAUUAAUAUGGAUAUCAGUAAUGAGUUGGUUAGACUUAUAGGACACAAGCAUAAAAGCAUAAUAUGCAGUUUUAAAAAAUCCGCUUUAUACAUGUGUGCACUUUGAUGAUAGUGAUAUAAUCCUGUUAUUUAUUUCUCAGUGGUGGAAAAAGCAUUUAAAUCCAGUUGUUUAAAGAAGUGUAGGUCAUGGUCCUCUCCUCACUGUUUUGACCCAUGUUCCCAUUGCCACUUGAUGCAUCAAAUCUUCCCAUACAGUGUCAUGAAUGGAUGUUUGUAGCUUUGCAGCAUAGUCAGGAUCACAGAUGCUGUUUCUAUAAUGCACAGCCAUCACACAGAAACUGUCCAUGCAACCAUCUGUGCUUGUGAUGGUUCAUAUUAGGACCUGUCAUAGUAGCCAUGAGUAUAGCCUCCACAUCAAGAUGCAAACUUAUGUAAAUUGUGCUUCCAGAUGAUUCUUACUGAACUACAAGCCUGCAGAAAGUCAUGCAUGUGCUCCUAGAGGAUAUGCUGGUUGCUAGAAGUGACAGUAAGAAGGAAAUGCAC